AUGGUGUGCAUUCAAUCACUUGAAUCAAAAAUUGUUAUUUCAAGGUGCAAAAAUUUCUCCACCUGUCGUGCGAGUAUAAAACUGUGUUCUCGCUACUUUUCAUCAUCAGUAUCCCGAUCAGAAGCUAAAAAGCGGCGGCAUGAUUUAUUCGAAGCGGAAAAAAAGUCGCAGCGAUCAGCAGUAGGCCGUAUAGAAAAAAUAAAAGUUCUGUACAACACCCACGAAGACGAGGUGACAAUGCUGAUGAACAAAAACCUGUCCACCCCUCAUGACUGUGCCAAGCACAUUUCAGAAGGAGUCGCAAAUCUGUCAGCACUUGCUCUAGUCGACGGUGUUCCUUGGGACAUGCACCGUCCCCUUCCAGGACCAUGUGAGCUGAAACUUUCGACCAUGAAAACGCCCCUGGUCCCGGCUGUCAACAACGCUUUCUGGCGCACUUGCUCAUUCAUGUUGGGCGCUGUGAUUGACAACGCCUUCAAUGACGAGGUCACCUGCCACUUGCACAGUUUCACCGCUCCGAACAUUAGAUCCGGCAGCUUCGUCUACGACGCGCAGCUCGACUUGCCGAAUUGGACACCAACAGCUUCAGAAAUGCGGGUGCUGUCCAGCGAAUUCACAAAAUUUAUUCAGCAGGAGCUGCCUAUCGACCGGCUGGAAGUCAACGAAGCUCUGGCCUUGGAGAUGUUCCAGGACAAUCCGUUUAAAAGCAAGCAGAUCCCGGACAUUGCUGAGAGGAGCAACCAGAAAGUCACUCUCUAUAGAAUGGGACAGCAUGUGGACAUCAGCAAGGGACCCAUGGUUGCCAAUUCCGGUAUUGUUGGUCGGUUUACGAUGACCGCUAUUCAUAAAAUUCAGAAAGAAGGCCUCGAAAUGUUCCGGUUCCAGGGAAUCGCCUUGCCCAAAGGCAUCCUGGUAAACCAUGUCAUGUACGGGCUGCUGGAAAAACGGGCUCAGAAACUCAACGAUAUCACCUGGAUGCCGAGGAUAACCGAACAGGAGCACGAUGAACAUAUUAAAGUUGCUGCUAAAAAUUGA
Cotesia congregata is the source of this 1035-nucleotide messenger RNA. The record is from the annotation of a GenBank genome assembly. NCBI's taxonomy places the organism in Eukaryota, Metazoa, Arthropoda, Insecta, Hymenoptera, Braconidae.